ACGACCGUGUAAAGAAGUGGAAACUCCUCGCCUUCUUCACAAAAAAAAAAAAAAAAGAAAAAUCAAUGGGGCAUUUUCCACGCAAUGCGAUUGACAAAAUACGCCAACGUGAGUUUCCCAGGCCCACAAGUGGACAAUGGCGCGUAACAUUGACGGGAGAACAAUUGGUUGGCACACGCCUUCUUAGUCAGCCUCAGCACCAGUUAGCUACAACAACAGCAGCAACAACAGCAACAACAACAUCACCAUCUAACAGUUUAAAACUAUUUAGCCAUUAUUCCAAACGUCAAGUGUACUUAGAAGCGACGUUUUUUCGUUUGUUUACAAACCUUGAAGUCCAAAUAAUCAGCAAAGUUUUAGACUUUUUUCCAAAGGGCAUUUGUUGUUGCUGUCGUUUGAAUGUUUGAACAAUAGAACCCCAAGACGGCAAAUGACCGUUUAUAUAAAAACUCAUUGCAUUGUUGCUUCAAGUGUCAGUUGUAAUUGUCCAGUGUUUAAUGUGGCAUUCACAAAGAGCCAAAACACAAAACGCCGAUCUAAACGAAAUAAAAACCAACCAAAGAAGAGGAAUUUUUAAAUCUCAUCAGUACUUCCUUAGCCGUUUUAGUUCUUUGUGUAAAUCGGUGUUAAACUCAUUUGAAAAAUGUCAAAGUUUUUGUUUGUUUUCAAUCUCGUCGUAUUAUGCUUGUUGCUCUCCACCCGCCAUACGCUGGUAUCGGCCGCACCAAAGCCACAGAAUGCAGCCGUGGAAGCAGAUGAUCUAGAGACGGGCGCUGCAGCCGCUGUUGAGAAGGAUGACCUAGAGGGCUCCUCGUCAUAUGGCUUUGGAUAUUAUUCAUCGCCCUAUCUGUAUGGUGGCCAUUAUGGCGGUCAUUAUGGUGGAUAUGGCGGAUAUGGUAUUGGAUAUCCUUAUGGUAUAGGCGGAUAUUAUGGUCUGGGAUAUCCAUACUACGGAGGUUACUACGGCUAUCAUGGUCUGCAUGGUCACUAUUUCUAACUUUAACACAUUAUAAAAAAAAAAUUAGUUUAUUUCCAUAAGUAUUAUUAUUAUUAUUUGGGAAAAACCAAAGUCUAACUUUUAUUGUCGUUUCUUAAUCAUUAAUAAUAUCUAUAUAACCUAUUCAUCCAAUACCUUCCAAAUAGAAGAAUUAUCAAAAUUAUCUUGUAAGUUCUUGGGAUUUUUAUACACAGCGAUUUAUAGGUCUUAUUCUUGAUUUACCUUGCGAGGUUUACCCCGCUAUACAUAUAAACUUCCGCUCAGUCCCUUAUUAAGUAUAUACAUGCAUAUUGAUUUCAGUUUAAUUUUUAUUGUAUUAUUUAAAAGACUAUCCACUUAUUGUUUUAAUAUUUUUUAUUGAGACAAUAUCUCUUUGUUUCCCUUUAAAGGGAUAAUCAAAAAGUGAAUAUUGUGUCAUUUUUGUUGUUUGUGCUGCUUUCUAUAUAUAUAUUUUUA
Messenger RNA from Musca domestica (house fly), 1453 nucleotides. Its product is annotated as protein suex-1-like. NCBI's taxonomy places the organism in Eukaryota, Metazoa, Arthropoda, Insecta, Diptera, Muscidae. Bases 644 to 997 code for a protein of 117 amino acids. The record is from RefSeq and is a predicted model, not a curated record. The transcript has 3 exons.